AGUCCAUAAGUUUCCAGUCGGAGGAGUUCGUUUUCAAGUUUCAAGUGCUGGCUUGGACCCAGCCCCUCGGCUGGAAAUUCCGCGGCCGAUGAUGAUGAUGAUGAUGAUGAUGUGCCAGUGAAAAGAUGGAAAGUGAAAGUAAAGUUGAUAAAAUAGCAUGGGACCUACUGCGGAGCAGAGCAGACUGACAGCAGCACCUCAGCACGGGAGCCGGUGUUGAGAAUGGGGGUGAUGUGGUCGGAUGAUUUGGUGCGGGUGAUGAUCCGGGCAGCAGAGUUUGAAUGAUUUGAAGCCUGUUGAAGAGUUCGGUGGGAAGGCCAGAGACAGAGGUCUGCAGCUCUCCACCUCAGCUUGAGUCUGGAUGAUCGCAGCGGCAGCAUGACGGCAUGGAAACACGCCCAUCUGUGUCUCUUUGUCCUGCUGGGCCUGAUCGACCUGUCAAAAGAAGGCUGUGAGGAUUAUUUCACCAUGGAACGGAUGAAAAAAUAUCUGAACCACACUGUGUACCUCAUAGAGACUGGUGAACUGAAGGACACAUUGGAGUGUACAGUGGAGAGAGAGUGCAUAGCCGGACACGAACCAUACUGUCUAUGGCUGGAUCACUGCUAUGACAGACAGAGGGAUGUGCCAAAAACUGAGACUGAAAAGUGUAAAGGGAACCCUUCUGUGGGAAUCAGUCACUAUCAGUUCGGGUGCUUGGUAUCACACUACACAUUAUCCGAGCCUGUUGAAGGCUGUAAAAACUAUGAGCGUGUCUGUGAGCUCCAUAAAGAGAGACAGCCCAUUCUUUCUGAGGAGACAAAACCAUCACAACGCCCACCACCACCACCAACAACAACAAAGGCAACACUGCCAGAAACAACAACAGCAGCACCAACAACACUGCCAGACACAACUAGAGCAACAACAACAGCAACAACAGCAGCAGCACCAACAACACUGCCAGACACAACUAGAGCAACAACAACAACUGCAACAACAACAGCAACAGCCUUGUCACCAACAGUCACACAGAGCGCAGUUAGCGGAAACAAUGCCAAUAAUUCAAAGAUUGUACAUGAAGCAGGGAAUGAUAAUACAAACACAGACCCCCUCAAGAUAUUCUUAGGGAUUUCUGUGAUCUUCAAUGUGAUCGCAGUGCUGGGUGGUUUGUACAUGCGCCACCGGUGGACGCAGGACAGGAAACAGUGGGGGAACAUGUUAGUCCUUGAGUCGAAGGGAUACUCAACAGAAGCUCCACUAGCGACAGAGCCGAGGUCAGAAACACCGCCGUCAUCUGCAAACAGGGAGGAAGAGAACAUCCACCUCAUGACGCCUCAGGACUGUCAGUCCAUCGUCACACAUUCUGCUAAUAGAGACAGUCAUUGCUGUGCUGCUGGGGAGGAAAAGCACCUUUAAGGACCCUGCUCACAACAUGGCUGCUGUACAUAUGUUUUUGAUGCAGCACAGCUGUGGGAUGUAAGUAUGUGGGUGCCAGAAGGACCAGCUCUACACUCCUUGUAAAAGGACUGAAGGGGUGAUUAAUGGCGGUUGCCAAAAACCCAGAGUGAGAGUGAACAAGCUGCAGCAUGCCAGUCCUCUCAGCUGCUCUUCAGUCUCUAAUCAAGAUGGAGUAUUGCCCCGGCAGCAAGUCAAAGGGAAAUGAAGUGCAACAGGAAUGUAUGGAGUCACACUGACUGAGCUACUUGUUGUGACUAACUCCUGAAGAAUUUGAGUCUCUCCUGUGACAAGUUUGUUUCUUUGCCAUGCUUGCUUUCACUGACUAAACAGAGACACAGAGGCAGUUCCAGCAGAGAGACUUUAAAUACAGGAGUUUGUCUUCCACGGACAACAAAGAGGGCAUUAGGGUAAAACACUUAAAUGAAAUAUUUAAUGUCAAACCCAAAUGGUCUAAUUAGUAUUAUGAAGCUGUCCUCCUCCAAAAGAGAUCUACACAGGUCUUUGUACAGCUUAUUAUAACUUAUAUUUAUAUUCAUUGUUAGGGCGACAACCUCCAGUGGCUGUAGUAAUAAUGACGGGAACAAAGGAUACCCUCGCCUGCUGGCGAGCCAUGUUAAAGUGCGAAAACAUACCGCCCACUCCACUGGUUAGCUAACGUUAGCCACCCAGGUUGGAUGGGAGCUAGCUAGCAGUGUCAUUCAUUUGGCUAUUACUGCAUGGUGGCACUCUCCAGUUCCCCCCACCGAGGUCGCCCCAGUUAAUAGACAGCUAUAUUAGCAACAUGAGCUGUGUUGACACUGCUAACAGUGCUAACAGCAGCUAACAAAGCUAAAGGGGGUUUGCAGCUUAAAAUUGAGCUGCUUACUCACUGGGGCGACCUCAGUUGAGACCAGAGGGUGGGCACAAUGUUUCCACAGCAAUGCUGUUAGCCUUAGCUGCUCUGCACUGCACACUACCUGGGUCUGGUGGGAGCUAGCUAGCAGUGCUGCUCAUUCACGAUUACCACUGGUAACGCUGUUCGAGUGGCCGGACAGCAUUGCUGCAGAAACAUGGUGGCCACCUUCCAAUUUCCCUCCAGGUAACUUCUGUUAGUAAGUGGUUUCAUUUUGAACUGCAAACUCUUAGCAUUGUUAGCUCCGUUAGCAGUGUUAGCAUGGCUAGAGGUACUUAUCAUUAUUCACAGCUCAUUAUUCACAGGUGCAACCAGAGGUGAGAAUGGAAGGCAGACAAAAUAUUUCCACAGUAACGAUUUUGGGAUGGGGCAGGAUUAGAAGCGAUAAUAGCUGAAUGAUGAGCGGCACUGCUAGGUAGCUUCCACCAGAUGUGGUUGGUAUGCAGUGCAGUAAACUGAAGAGUAGCAAAAUUAACCUAUAAACUGACAUGUGUAACCAGGCAAAAAUAUUCUUUGUGGUUAACGGAUUAACGGUUAAUUGUUAACAUCUCUAAUUGUGAUGCAAAUUUUUGCCUUGCGUUACUCGUCCAUACGGCCGCUGGAGUGUUUUCUGGAGUAUUUUGCAACUGGUGAAUAUUUACCCUCAACAACUUAGCUAACGGUUGUGCUAACUAACAGGGGAAGGCAGAUAAUGCUAACUUGCUAACUUGGUUCAUAGGAGAAAUCAAUUGAUGUGAACACAGCCAAAGAUCAACUUAAAUUAACGAUACUCCAGGCAUACUCCGCAAAACAGCUUUCACAAAUAUAUUCAGAACUUAUCAUGUAGACGUACGGCUUCAAAACAAGUUUGUCCUCUGUUUUUUAUUCUCUGUAAUGUCAGGAGAAUCUCUGCCAGAUCUCAAUGCUGAUAGGCUUUCGUGACUCAGCGUCACACAAAUUUCUCACACGCAGUUGUAUUUCAACAUGCGUUACGUCAUUCCUGUUUUGAGUGCACGUGCAAAUUUGUGCCUAUUCAUGUGUUGAAUUGAUUUUGUAUGUCAGGCAUGUCCAUUGUCUGGCCUUUGGCUUGACUUUCAGUUAUACUAUAUGCCACCACACCUUAUUGUUUGAUUAACCAGUAUUGGUUAAGUAAACAUUAUCACUUUGCAUUUUCUCUGUCAUCAAUCAAUAGCAGGACUAUGAUACAGUUAGUAGACAUGCAUCAAGUAGGAACUGGGUUGGAGGACUUGUCGGUAAAGUUUUCACAGCUGUGUACAGCUGUUUAGUUGCUUCAACACUCGUAAAAUGUGAUGCCUGUUAAACUACUGGAGUUAUGUGUUUGUUAUGACACAUGAUAAAACUAUGAUGUGACAAAGAGGCAACACUGGCAGCACCAACCAGGACAGGCAAGACCUGACCCCCCCCCCCCCCCACACACACACACACACACACACACACAACCUGACUGGCCCGUCUGUAUCUGACAGUAUAGAGGGAGUCUAUCAAUGUGAUAAUAAAAAGUGUGCACGUCAAGUAAACUGCAUGUGUUGUGAACAAAACAAACAUCUGAGGCUUCUUAAAAUUUUUAAAUACCUAAGUUUUAGUUUCAGUUUUUUACUCAGUCAUUUGCAGCUUUUUUGUAGCAAGUUGUUAAAUGUGGGUUAGAAAGAUGUUCAUUUCUGUAGCAGCUGUGACAAAGAUCAGCAGAUGAAGCUCUCCCAAAGUAGCUCUGGUAUAUUUUGGUAGCUCAGUUUGUUUUUUUCUGUUCUGCUAAAAUGCUCUUCUGCUAAAAGCCAAUUCCACAGCUUCAAAACCAGUUUUUCAUAAGCUAUGAAAACAUACAGAUGUGAAAAUGUAUUUAAAACAAUAUUUUAGCUGCAGAGGUUCUCCCCACGUCAAGCUACAUAUAUAGAAAUGCAAGAGUCUGUAUUUAAUAUUGUAAAUAGAGGAUUCAGAAAUGCAUGCAGUACAGUCUGCUGACAUGUUACAAACGGCUCUCAAACACAUGCAGUCUAAUAUGAAUUAUGUACGUAACAACAUGUUGUGCCUUCUAAGAGCAUUUCAGUGCCUAAUCAGUCAGUUAAUACCAUAAAAAUAACAUUUCAUAAUCACAACAUUAUUUCAUUUGUGUGAAGCCCAUCUCAUUAUAUUUGAAUAAUUUCAAACUUAGUCCUGCACUGCUUCUCUGCUGCUUUGUACAGCGUUUGUUCCAUCCAUGUUUGACUGCUCUGCGAGUCUGAUGCUUUGCUUGUAUAUAUUUUUUAUUUAUGGUGCUUUAAAAAGAGUAUUGUCACAAUAUGUGUGUGUGUAUGAUUGUGUUUUUAUACACGUAGCUAGGAAUAAUGUACCUGUACAAACUGCCUAGUGUUGAAUAAUAAUGUCCAGACUGAAGUGUGAGGAAGGUGAGGCUGAACUGCCCUGGAGGCAGAAUUAAUCUCAUUGGUUGAGAUGAAUCUCAGUGGGUGGAGCCUACAGGUAAUGAGUAACGUCACAAAUUACUGAUAUAAUUACUUUUUUUUCUGAUUUUUUUUUUUUUUUGUGGCCUUUUGCCUUUAUUUAAUCGGACAAAUAUAGCGCGUAAAGGGCAGAGAGGGGGGAUGAUGUGCUGAACCUGCAGCCGCUGUAGCAAGGACACAUCCCCCACAUAUGGGGCGCCCACUCCACUAGAUGAGCCAACUGGGGACCCAGAAUUACUUUAUUUAAAAGUCACUUACAUAAAAGUGUAAACAGACUUUUCAGCUUCUCCCUCUCUGGUGUUUCCAAGUGGUUUCAGUGUUAGCCCAUUCGCAAAGACAACCUUUUUCCCUCAGAGUUGAGCAAAUAAUCUGACUAAUAUCUGGCUUUCAAUUAAAAUAUCAACAGUCACCUUUAAGAAUGCCCAGAUUGGGACGCUUCGCAAUUCAUCAUUUUGUGCUCUUACUUUUGUUUAAGCAAAAGUGCAAUUUGCUUAGUGUACUUGCCAAAAACCCGCUUUUAAGCUUUAAAAAGCUUUUAUUUUUUAAGUUUUAAUAGUUUUUCAGGUGAGAAAGUAACAUUUAUGUAAAACGUUGAUUAGUAGCCUGGGCUAUUAUUUGCUUAAAUCACCUAAAUCAACAGGCCUAUAUUUGGGACAGGCCUUUAGUUCCUUUUAUGCAAAAACUGUCAGCAAAGAUCAGGAAAUACAAUCGAAUUGUUUAUUAACACCAGUGAAUAUUGCAUAAAAAUUUGGCACCAGAAAAUAUAUCAGCUAUGAAUCAUUUAUUUGGUCCAGCGCAUCCGAGAAAGAGAGACCUGGUGGUUACGGGACCUGGUGGACCGACACAACACUACUUUAUCCUAUUAAAACAACGGACUAAAGGAAUAGAAAUAUCUCACAGGUAAUCAAGGAAUGGACACAUUAUUUGAGGUAGCCAACAACCCAGUUUUAUACAACCAAAGUUCUAUAAAAAAAAAAAUGAACUGCUUAGCAACCAGACAAGGCCUCUGAUUGAGACAGGCCUUUAUUUGUCUAAAUGUGUAGCCGUACCAGGCUUGUAAAAGGGACUGGGCGUUUAAUUGGGACCAGGCUUUUAAUUUAAGUUUUACAGUAGAGUCUGGAUACGUGAGCAGACUAUCCAAAUAACGUCUAUUAGGAAAUUUGCGCUGAUGUUUUCAAAGCUGCUGGCUGUGUGAGACCAGCUGGUUGGCAUAAUGUUACAAAAGAAUAUCAACAUUGUUUUUAUCAAUACUCUCACCACCAGCAAAAAAAAAAAAAAAAAAGUUUGAAUUUUAAUAGAGAUGAUGGUGAUGCUGUAAAGCUAGUCACUAUAACUAAUGUAAAAGCAGGCUUUGCUAUUGCUAGUGAGGUGGCUAGCUGCGCCAAAGUCGUGUUAGUGUUUAGCAACAAGCUAACGUGAGCUACAGUGAGCUGUAUGGAGGCAGUAACAGUAGUGUGUAACGCUUCUACUUGAAACCACAGAUUUCUAUGGCAAAGAAAUUGGAAAAUUGAAAAAUUUAAUUAAAUUAGCACCCAGCAAUUGGGUUGUUAGCUCAGUCUGUGGACAGUGAGUGCCAUUAGCAUUCGUGUCAAGAGAUUUUGCUUUGGUUCCUUGUAGCGGAGACAUCUACAGAGACAAUCCAGAGCAAUUGAAAGAGUCCUUUUAUGUAACUUCAGGCCAUUUUUGCAUUUCUUUGUACAGAUGGCAGACGGAUGUGGUACCGUCAAAUCAUCUGAUCGCAGCAGUAUAGCUGCUGAAUGUUCCCAGAUUCAUUGUUUACAACGCCAAACUAGCGCAGCAAGCGUUAAACCUAAAGAACAACAACAACAAUGGGCAGGGCAGCAUAAGGUGAAUACGGGAAUGGCAAAAAAAACAACAACAACAACAAGAGGGGGAAAAUAUUGUCGCCCUAAUAUCAACCACAACAAACAAAACUGGAACUAAAUUUCACGUUGCUGGAUUUUCAACACGGCAUCUUCAAUGACGUCACGUACGUUAAACAAAUGUCAGAACGAAGCAACCAAAGUUGUCAUGGAAUAGACGAGCAAACUUAUUGCACAACGAUGUGGGCUUUCUAACACACUGUGACCUUUUGGUAACUGUGGAGAGCUACCAAUAGUUAAUACGAAAAAGCAAAGCGCAGUCCUCUUCCUGUUUUAGUCGCACAAUGGUUGGCACACAGUGACAACGAGGCUUAUAGGAAUGCAAUUUAAAUGCCAGUGAUGUCAUUGUUUUACAGCCAUUACACUGCGCAGUCAACAUGUACUUCAUAAUGACAAGUUAAAGUAAAGUUGUCCUGUUAUCUUCCUCUCUGAGCCUCCAUCCACUGAGGUUUACUUCCUCCCUUGUAGUUGUUCCAAGAGGCCAGCCCUGCUUAUCAGCAGUCAUGUUAUUGGUUUAUGUUUGGGAAAGGAAGACUGUAAAAUAUUUAUCAUGUUGGCACAUAUUUCAGUUAUAAAAUAAUGUGUGCUGCAUUAUGAUGUGAAUAAUAAACAGAACAUCUGAACUA
Molecule: messenger RNA, 7276 nt
Organism: Epinephelus fuscoguttatus (brown-marbled grouper)
Lineage: Eukaryota; Metazoa; Chordata; Actinopteri; Perciformes; Serranidae
Exons: 16
Coding region: 379-1398 (339 amino acids)
Source: RefSeq, a predicted model, not a curated record